Messenger RNA from Diachasmimorpha longicaudata, 8531 nucleotides. RefSeq names its product Not1 (gene Not1). Bases 658 to 7863 code for a protein of 2401 amino acids. Gene Ontology annotation, molecular function: molecular adaptor activity. The transcript has 4 exons. Lineage: Eukaryota; Metazoa; Arthropoda; Insecta; Hymenoptera; Braconidae. Gene Ontology annotation, biological process: negative regulation of translation; nuclear-transcribed mRNA catabolic process, deadenylation-dependent decay. The record is from RefSeq and is a predicted model, not a curated record. Gene Ontology annotation, cellular component: P-body; CCR4-NOT core complex.
GGCCAUUGCAAACUCGCCCGUAAUAUUCGCCCCAUCAACGCGACGCAUUAUGUGCGUGUGUCAGUGUUCUCCUGUGUUUCAACGGAAAAAGAUUAAAAAAUCCCAAAGAAAUCUCAGAAAAGUCUGUUCUAACCCCAUGAAUUUCCCAUUGUUGAUCUGAAAAUCCAAAAUACUGAGAGCUCUGAUUGAUUCGGGUCUACAACCUGGUGAUCACCGAUCGGACGAAAAAAAUAGCGUCCCAAUCAAAAACGGAUGAACGCGUGCUGGGCCGAGUGUUGCCGAGUGCUCGCGUAAAAAACGUUUUUGUCUGCAGCGAAUAAAAAGACUUGCAAGUAGUGCAUAAAUUUUUCUCGUACGGUGCAUUCAAUCCCUCAAAAAACAUUAUUUCCUCCCUCCCCGAUCGCCCCUUGAAUCACCAAGUUAACGGAAGAAUUAAGGAUUUUUCGAGAAGCUCGCGAUGUGGAGUUAAGGCGUUGGACCAUUUGUUGGACGAGAAAUCAACAAUUAUUACAAUAUAUUGAUCCCGAUGUUGGUCGUAGAGUUGUGCAAAUGUAGUUUUCAUGCUUAUGAAGAGGAGAGAAUACCGGGAGGCAAGUCGUGGAUACCGAAGAAAGCUUCAAAUACGUUUGAAGCUUUCGAGGUCGGAUUCAUGGAACUAUGAACCUGGACUCGUUAUCUUUUACUUUGUCACAAAUAAGUUAUUUGGUUGUUAAUUUGAAUAAGAAAAAUUAUCGUGGCAGUGCCGAGGAGAUAACAUUCUUGGUACGUUGGAAAGGUCUUGAGGCGAACAGACACUUGCUGCGCUGUUUGUUCUCUUACGUUGACUUUUCGGCGGGCGAACCUCCUAGCACAAGCUCCAAGGAUUAUUACCAAGUGCAACUUCUUAGACAAGAGUGCAACAAUCUGCUGGGGAAACCACUGCUCAUAUCUAACCUCACUUACGCUGUUGAUCAUCCGCUGCAUCAGCAGAAGACCCUAACGCCAUCGCCAAAAUUUUUUCCCCACCUGCGCCGAGUGUUGAACCUCACUCUGGUCCAGAACGUGGUUUUCGCCCUAACUCUCCGUCACUCGUCGUCCUCGGAGCUCCGCCAGCUGGCGCUCGAAGACCUCCGUAAGCAGUUGCCAGAGUUGAUAAAAAACUACACAAACUCGGAGAACCCGAGCAAGCAGCAGGAGGAGGGUCUCCACGACUCGUCCCCUGAGGUCCUCCACCUGAUUCUGUCUCAGGCGCUCGACCCAAAGAGUUCCCUAAACGUCGCUCCCGACUCCCUCCAGAAAUUCUUGAAAAACCUACGUCGUGAUUUUCCCCGGGAGGUCGUCCCAGUGGUGCUUGCACCACUCAUCUAUCCAGACGAGGGGGAAAUCCCCCAGAUCCACAACAACUUCGUAAUGGCGGGCAGCCAAAUGGACAACAAUUCACUUGUAGAAUUGAUAAUGGAGUUGGGCUAUGGAUUCACGGCGAGUGUUGAUGAGUGUCGAGGAGCUCUGGCCAACCUGGGAAUACGGGAGAUGUCCCCAUUGGUGGCAGCAAGGGUGCUGGCUCACAUGGCACGCACCUGCACCGGUCUCGAUGAUGCUGGAGGCCUUCAGGCUUUCUGGGGAAAUACCUCGAGCAACACAGACUCCAGCAAAGACAAAUCCUCCGACAGCAGCAGACCUACCACCUGGAAUAUCGAGGUCUUCAUUCAAACCCUGAAGGACAUACAGUCCACCCUUUCGUGGAAUGAAGUGAUUGUGAAACUGGAUCACGUGGAGUUUCAUAUAAAAGAUCGGCAGGGGUUGAAUCUUCUGAUCACAGGUCUUCGUCUUGGUCUCCAACAUGAGGGCUAUCCCCUGGAUGUCUUCCCAGUGGAGCUGUUCUACAGACACUGGGACAAUGUGGAGGCUCAAUUCUCCUUGAUUCAGCAGAUCUUGAAGAAUCCCGAUAUAUUCUGCUUUGCUGAUUAUGCUUAUCAUUCUGUGACUGUUGACGUUCUGAAGUCAGCACCUGAGGGGGACAGCAAGGAGGCUCAGACCUGGAGAUCCUUGCAUGUCGUUGAGCUACUCCUGCAUAUGGCUGAGAGGGGACUCUACGGUCCUGUUCAGGAGCUAUUCAAAUGGCCCAUUCAAAAUUGUCCUGAUGUCCUCGUUCUCGCUCUACUUCAGAUAAGCCCUCCACUGACGGCUCUCAGGCAAGAGCUCCUAGGCACCCUGAUGCCAAUCUUCCUGGGUAAUCACCCCAAUUCAGCGGUGAUUCUUCAUCAUGCCUGGCACGUCAACAACACCAAGAUCAAGACUAUAAUCAUGCACUCGAUGGCUGAGUGGUACUUUAGGGGGGAUCACGACCAGACGAGGUUAUCCAGGAUUCUGGAUGUGGCUCAGGAUUUGAAAGCCCUCUCGACCCUCCUGAAUGCCCAAACAUUUUCCUUCGUCAUCGAUCUGGCAUGUCUGGCGUCACGAAGGGAAUACCUGAAGCUUGAGAAAUGGUUGACUGAUAAAAUUCGUGAUCAUGGCGAGUGUUUUGUGGCGGCCACUGUCAAGUUCUUGCAGAGAAGGUGCCCACAGGUAACAGGGAACACCAUAAAGGAAGAUUCGAGCCUUCCAAAGGCUAGUCAACUGCCCCAUGAAACCAUAACAACGAUUUUAGUGUGCCUCCAAAGUUGCGCAACCAACGUCUCCCCCGAAUGUUCAGAAGCCAUAAUGACAAUGGUCCAGAACUGCAGUCUAAUGCUGCAAAAAGGCGCUAUGAACAGGCCUCCACCACCUGGAGUCGGAGUCCUUCGUCACCCAGCUCUGGAUCCCUUCAAUACUCCGAAGUUAACGAACCCUCUGUUCUCAUCGAAGCCAGUGGAUACAAUUGGCAACAUAAGCUCCAGUCUGGCAUCGAUGGGUAUAGCCCCAUCAUCGUCGUCGUUCAAUCUUCCUGGAGCCCUUGGGCCCCUGGUCUCAGCGCCAGGCUCUCCAUCCAGACUGAUGGGCCCCUCACCCAAUCAAUUCCCAAUGCUUCCGAUAUCCUCUCAGUUGCACUCUGGCCCAGUGGGCACACAGGGCCCAGCUGUCCUCUCAGGGGCCUCCACUAUCGGUGCCCUAGCUCGUCUGGUGCCCCCUUCUGCCAUCGAGAAGAAUAGACUUAUCGAGUCUAUGUCCAGUCUUUUCCCAGAUAUGGGGCAAACCGUGUCCAAGGAGAUUGAGGACGAGGCCAAUAGCUACUUCCAGAGGAUUUACAAUCAUCCACCACAUCCUACGUUGUCCAUCGAUGAAGUCCUUGAUAUGCUUAAGAAGUUCCAAGAGACUGGUACGAAGCGAGAGCGUGAGGUAUUCAGCUGCAUGUUGAGAAACCUCUUCGAGGAGUACAGAUUCUUCCCUCAGUAUCCCGACAAAGAGUUGCACAUAACAGCUGAAUUAUUCGGUGGGAUCAUUGAACGAGGCUUGGUGAGCACCUACAUGACCCUCGGUUUGGCCUUACGGUUCGUUUUGGAUGCCCUGAGGAAACCCGAGGGCAGCAAAAUGUACUACUUCGGCGUGGCUGCACUGGAUCGAUUCAAGGGGAGACUCAAGGAGUACCAGACCUACUGCGAGCACGUCCGGGCAAUCCAGCACUUCAACGAGUUCCCAGAUCAUCUGAUCGAGUACAUCGAGUACGGCCUUCAGGGGCAGGAGCCACCCCACAGACCCCAGGGCGCAGUUCUUCCGAAAAACUUGGCUGCCAUCCUGGCCCCACCCACAACUACCUACAAGGCAAUUGCAGCCACAACCGCCACAACGAGCGUCACUCAGGUCAAGUCCACGACGACUGCUACAACUUCGCUGUCAGCAAGACCCUCCAUCGCCAAUGCCACGAAUAUUGAUACUCUGCUGGUUGCCACUGACAAGGAGGAGAAGAUAACGACACCUCCAGAGACACUACAAGACAAGACAGCCUUCAUCUUCAAUAAUCUUAGUCAGUUGAAUCUUCAGCAGAAGUGUGACGAGAUAAAGGAAAUCGUUACCGAGGAGUACUGGCCUUGGAUGGCACAGUAUCUUGUCAUGAAACGAGCUAGUAUAGAGCUGAAUUUUCAUGCACUGUACUCCAACUUUUUGGAUUGCCUGAAAGCUCCAGAGAUCAACAAGAUGGUCACCAGGGAGACCUUCAGGAACAUCAAAGUGUUGCUGAGGAGUGACAAGGGAAUUGCUAAUUUCUCGGACCGUUCGUUGCUGAAGAAUCUGGGACAUUGGCUGGGAAUGCUGACCCUGGGACGAAACAAACCGAUUUUGCAAAUUGAUAUCGACCUUAAGAGCCUCCUCGUUGAGGCGUAUCACAAGGGCCAGCAGGAGCUCCUCUAUGUUGUUCCAUUCGUCGCUAAAGUUCUCGAGAGCUGUGCCAAAAGUCGAGUCUUCAGACCCCCCAAUCCCUGGACAAUGGCGAUAAUGAAUGUCCUAGCUGAACUCCACCAGGAGCCCGAUCUCAAGCUUAACUUGAAAUUCGAGAUCGAAGUUUUGUGCAAGAAUUUGAGUAUAGACGUUGCUGAGCUCAAGCCAGCGGUGUACCUGAAGGAUCCUGAGAAGCUGAGAAAUCUGGAAUACCAAUUGUCCCAACCGAAUAAAAAAUCAGAAGCUACGUCGAACCAGCAGGCACCCCAGUCGACCAUGGAGGACCUGGUGGGGACAACAGCCCCAGGAAAUAUUAUUCCACAGCCUCCACAGCCUGCCAACACCACUCCAUCGUUGCCCAUUGGCCCACCAGAGCCUCGCUUCAACUACAUGGAUAUCAGUGUCACCAAUAUUUCCAGCAUAGCUCAGCACAUAACGGUCAACAAUCAGCUAUCCCUUUUCCAGGCUCAUCCACAUCUCAAGCAGUUUAUUAGACCGGCUAUUGAACGAGCCAUUCAAGAAUGGAUUCAUCCGGUGGUCGACCGCUCCAUCAAGAUAGCUCUCACCACAAGCGAACAAAUUGUUCGGAAAGACUUUGCUCUCGACUCUGAAGAAGUCAGAAUGCGCUCAGCAGCCAGGCACAUGGUGAGAAACUUGACAGCUGGAAUGACGAUGAUUACCUGUAGAGAUCAGUUACUUGCAUCCAUCAGUACGAACCUGAAGAAUGCUUUUUUGGCAGCAAUGGUGGGUUCAACACCUCAGCAGAAGGAGGUAGCUGAGCAAGCAGCUAAUGUCGUUGCAGCGGACAACAUGGAACUGGCCUGUGCUUUCGUUCAGAAGACAGCUAUCGAGAAGGCAAUGCCAGAGAUGGAUAAGAGAUUGCUGAACGAGAUGGAGCUCAGGAAACUCGCUAGACAGGAAGGGAGGAGAUACGUCGAUCCUCUGGUCAAGUAUCAAGCUGAGAGAAUCCCGGAACAGAUCAGACUGAAGACGGGGGGAGUCACUCCACAGCAGAUGGCCGUCUACGAGGAGUUCGCCAGGAACAUUCCAGGAUUCCUGCCGCUCUCGGAAAGAGAAACUCAGGCCCUGUUUAUACCCAAACCGAUAAAUGAACCGACAGUGCAGACUUCAUUCCCGAAUAAUCCAGGAGUUGCUAUUGCCACUCCUCAACAAGUGGCUGUCUACGCAGCUGUUAACAAUGACGAGAUUGGAUCGAUGCUGGAGAAACUCGCGGGUGAGGUGGAGCUGCUGAUUGGUACCAUGGGUCCAGCAGCACCACCACCUCAGCAUGCAGCUCUACACAAUCUUCUUGAGUCCAUCAUCCUCACGAGAAGGUCAAGGGACGCCGGGGCUGCAAUGUCUCUACUGAAGAAGAGUGUUGAGGGACUUCUGGAUGGCCCCACCAUCUCCAGUGGUGUCAUAGAUACGGAGAUCAUCCUGAGGUAUCGGGAGGUGCAUCUUAGGAUCCUCAAGUGCCUUCAGGAUCAGAGGGCUUAUGGGAUGCAGUGGACAAACAAACAUUCGACGAGGUUCUUGACCGAGUGCAGAGAUGAAUUCAGAUACAAUUUUGAAGCAGUCGACUGCCUAAUACGAUCCCACCUCGUCAACUUUGCCCAAUUCGACAUAGCCUUGGCCCAAACGAUGGAUGCAGGGAGUGUCAUGGCGACGGCUUUUGCAAUGCAGCUGGUACAGAUGUACCUAAUCGAUGAGCGUCAGACAACCCACGUAACCGAGUCUGACCUGUACAAUACGAUCGAAAUCCUAGUACGAAUGACCCAGCACAGAGCACCACCAGAAGGUAUCUCCCUCUUCAGAUUAACGAGUCUCAUCGAGGCCCUUCGAGCCAACCAGGAUCUCGGGAUCUUGGCGGAUCGUCCGCCAGCUGGGCCAACAGCUCACAUUCACUCCGGCAUUCAUCAAGUUCGAACCAGAGACUUCGAUGAUCCACCAGGUCUCAUGGAGAAGACAGAGUAUCUCCUGAGGGAGUGGGUUACGAUGCAUCAUAGCCCAACUCAUGCUCGUGAUCCCACCAAGGCCUUCGGCAUAUUCGUCCACCAGAUGAACAUUCACGGGAUCCUCAAGACCGACGAUCUCAUCACGAGAUUCUUCAAGCUCAGCACUCAGAUGUGUGUGGAUCUGUGCUAUCGAGCGCUUUCUGAGACUAAUGCAGCGCCGUCAGUGAUAAGAGCCAAAUGUUUCCAUACACUCGAUGCCUUCGUUCGUCUCGUCGCUCUUCUUGUGAAGCACUCAGGGGAUACCACCAACACACACACUAAGAUCAAUCUCCUUAACAAAGUCCUGGGCAUCGUCGCUGGAGUUCUCCUUCAGGACCACGAGCUUCGAGGUAAUGAGUUCCAGCAGCUGCCUUAUCACAGAGUCUUUAUCAUGCUGUUCCUGGAGCUGUGCGCACCUGAGCCUGUCCUCGAGGCAGUGAAUUUCCAGGUGUUGACAGCCUACUGUCACACUCUCCACAUCCUGAGACCUGCCAAGGCACCGGGCUUCUGCUACGCUUGGCUGGAGUUGGUCUCCCACAGGGUCUUCAUCGGACGUAUGCUGGCGAUAACACCCCAGCAGAAGGGUUGGGGCCCCUAUGCCCAGUUGCUCAUCGAUCUGUUCAGAUAUCUCGCUCCCUACCUGAGGAACGCUGAGCUCGCUAAACCUGUGACUCUUCUCUAUAAGGGUACAUUGAGAGUUCUCCUGGUGCUGCUUCACGAUUUUCCAGAGUUCCUCUGCGAUUAUCAUUACGGAUUCUGCGAUGUCAUUCCCCCGAACUGCAUCCAGAUGAGGAACCUCAUACUCAGCGCUUUUCCCAGGAACAUGAGACUGCCCGACCCAUUCACACCCAAUCUUAAGGUCGAUAUGCUGCAGGAGAUUGCUCAUGCACCCAGAGUGCUAACGAAUUUUGCAUCUAUGAUUCAGCCCCUGAGUUUCAAGAAGGAAUUGGAUUCUUAUCUCAAGGCCAGGGCCCCUGUCACGUUCCUAUCUGAGCUGAGGAGCAAUCUCCAGGUGUCUCAGGAGCCUGGCAUGAGAUACAAUAUUCUGUUGAUGAAUGCUCUCGUCCUGUAUGUGGGGACUCAGGCAAUUGCCUUCAUCAGGAACAAGGGACACACACCGAACAUGUCCACCAUUGCACAUUCUGCGCAUAUGGAUAUUUUCCAGAAUCUUGCUGUUGAUUUGGAUACCGAAGGGAGAUAUCUAUUUUUAAAUGCUAUUGCCAAUCAGCUCAGGUAUCCUAAUAGUCACACACAUUACUUCAGUUGCACUCUCCUGUAUUUGUUCGCUGAGGCCAAUACUGAGGCUAUCCAGGAGCAGAUUACCAGGGUUCUGUUAGAGAGACUCAUUGUGAAUAGACCACAUCCCUGGGGACUGCUUAUUACUUUCAUCGAACUCAUCAAGAAUAGGAACUACAAGUUCUGGGAUCAUGAGUUCGUUCAUUGUGCACCAGAAAUCGAAAAGCUAUUCGAAUCAGUGGCGAGAUCCUGCAUGGUGCAGAAACAAGUUCAGCCAACUCCAGAGCCAGAAAUGCCCGAGUGAUAAGAAAUCUUUACAUUAGUUAUAUAUCCAUUUAUCUUUAAUCAAUUAUUUUCUUUAAUGUACAGUAAAAUAUCGUACAUAAUUAAUUAAUCACAUGUAAAAAGAAUUAAUCAUUAGGUGUACUAUACUUUCUGAGGGGGAAAUUUGAGAUAUAUUCAAUAUUUUUUUUCCUCUGGUUUAAUGAUCCGAUUCUAUUUCUAAGGAAUGAUGAAUCAUAAUAAUACUAUUAGGGUAACACCAGUUUAUUAUCAUGAUGAUUAAUUGGGUGAUUAAGAUAAUGAUACUAUUGAUAUGUUAAUAUUUUAAUAAAAAUGUCUCUGUAAACUGUACAAAGGAGUUUGAAAAUCGAAAGCAUGGGCUGAUGUACUACGAAUUUGUGGUAGAAUCGUGUCCUUGGAGGGAGUGGCGAUUUAUGAAAAUUCUGAGUAAGCGAGGGGCUUUUCUAUCGCAAAUAUAUUUGAGUACAAAAUAUCACAAAAUUAUAGUUGACAAUACUCAUCUCCACGAAGAUUAUUCGUUACAGUGAUGUAUAAAUGACAAAGACAAUGGUGUUCAAUAGAGUUUACAUUGUUAGUUAUAAAAUAUUAUUUUUUCCUCUCUUACAUUAGUUCCUGGAGAAUAUUCCAUUAUUGUAUUUACCUAGCAAUAAACUGCACAAUUUACUAAGA